AAUGGUGUUCCUAUGAAAUCUUAUUCAUUCAUAAACAUAAUUUAAUAAUAAUGCCAUAAACAUUGUUUGAGUAGCACAAUAAAAGUUUUCGUAGUUACCCUACCCUACAUUGUCUUAAUUUAAGUGCACGGUUCAUUCGCUUAAUAAUUCUGAACAUCUUAAGUUUCCGCACAUCAGAAUGUCGAAAGAAGACGAAAAUGCGGGUCUAGAAGCCCAAGAGUCGCUUCUGUAUUCAGCUAGGCACGGUGAAUUACUAGUCGUCAAAUCGCUCUUGGAAGCCAAAUCGGAAGGAAAACUUUCAUUAGAUAUUAACUGCAAAGGUAAAACUAAAAGCAACUUAGGAUGGACACCGCUUCACUUGGCAACCUAUUUUGGUCACGUGGAUGUAGUGAAGGCACUGAUAGAUGCGGGAGCGAAUGUAGAUGAGGUUAAUGACACUGGUGAUACAGCACUACACAAAGCUUCAUUCGUUGGGAAUGAGGAACUAGUAAUACUUCUACUCAACAAGAAAGCAGAUGUAAACAUUAUGAAUGGUGAAGGUCGGACAGCUUGUGAUGUUUCAAAGACAAGGGAUGUUCAGAGAUUAUUGGAAGCUGCAAAAAAGUCUGAGAGAAAUGAACAAGAGAGAAAGCUGCUCACUGCAGCUAAAGAAGGCAGGAUUGACGAUAUACAGAUUCUGCUAAGCGGUCCCAAUCCGCCUAACAUAAACUGUGUAGACGCGCAGGGAAACACGUGCCUCCACUGUGCCGCCUACCGUGGACACACGAGACUCGCCAUUCUGUUGUUGCAGCACGGUGUGGACACCACACUCAGGAAUAAUAGUGGGCAGCUGGCCACGGAGCUGUCCCGGGACGCGGAGAUGCGCGAGGUGCUGUCGGUGCGGCCCGUGCAGCGCCUGCAGCACGCCGCCUCCCGCCACCAUGGGCCUCUUCUCAAGCGGGCCAGGUUCCUGGGCUGGAGACCUGUCUGGGCGGUGCUGCAGCGCGGCGUGCUGCUGUACUACAGCAACAAGGCGGCGGCCCGGGACAGCGGGCGCUGGAGGAGCCGGAAGUACCUGGACGGAGCGAGGCUCGCCGCGCCCGCCGCCGAGCCCGCCAUCAUCACGCUCAGCUUCAGCGACGGCGACUCGCACAAGCUGGCCGUGCCGCCCGUCGAAGAUAUAGCUGCAGCGCGCCAGGCGUGGGUGACAGCCUUAAACGAGCACAUCGCGUACUCCGGACACUACCUGUGGGCCGGGGCGUCGCCCGACACGGCCAAGGAAGCCACCGAGGAGUUGGACGAGGAGACUAAGCCACUGGGUACCAUGCAGGACGCGCUGACGGCCGCGACGAACAGUCUGGCGCUGCUGGACACGCAGUUGCGGGAGUGCUCCGCCAUCGUGGCGGCUCUGGACAAAACGGUCAACGUCAGCAACUCCCUGCACCAUUCGGCGUACAUGCGGUUCCAGCACGCGAGCGGCAGCGGGCAGGCCGCGCUGGCGGCGCUGCGGCACGGCGCGGCGCUGGUGCAGCAAGCACGCGACGCGGCCGGCGCCAGACUCGCCAGGGAGGUGGAGAGGAACCGGGUCCUGGAGGAGGCUCUGGCCGCGUUGGCGAGGACGCACCACGCGCUGGAGAUGUCGGUUGCAGAGGAACUCACUAAGGGCAUGAGAAAGAAGAAGUCGUCAUCGACUUUGAACGAGUCGAACGAUAAUUUCUUUGAUGUUUUCGACGGCUCCGACGACGAGGACGACACCCUGGUGACGGCGGGACUCUCCAGCCCGCUCGGCGCGCUCAGUCCCUGGGGGAGCAGCCCGGACCUCGCCAGGAGGACGCCUCUAGGGAGUCCUGACGGCGACCGCACUCCGACCAACGAGGAGGAGGUCCCGGCGGUGAGCCCCGCGUCGUCCCGCGGCACGCUGGUGUCGGCCGGCGGACACGUGUACAGGAACGCGCGCCCCUACGCGCCCUGCACGCGCCGCAGGACAACACUACCAGUGGCCCAAUUCAGCCGAGGAGACUUCUCGCUCUGGUCGGUGCUAAAAAAUUGCGUCGGCAAAGAGUUAUCCAAGAUCACGAUGCCGGUGGUAUUUAAUGAGCCUCUAUCGUUCUUGCAACGGAUGCUGGAGUACUUGGAGUACGCGCAUCUGCUGCGGAUGGCUUCGGAACAGACCGAUCCUGUGGCUAGGAUGGAGCAUAUAGCAGCGUUUGCCGUAAGUGCUCUGGCUUCAAACUGGGAACGUCUCGGCAAGCCGUUCAACCCUCUCCUGGGAGAGACAUACGAACUUGAGCGUCCAGAGUUCAGAGCUGUCUGUGAGCAGGUGUCUCACCACCCUCCAGUGUCAGCAUUCCACGCGGACAGCCAGCACUUCGUAUUCCACGGCUCUGUUCAUCCGAAACUGAAGUUCUGCGGGAAGAGUGUCGAGAUUCAACCAAAAGGACACGUCACUGUUGAAUUGCCGAGGUGGGGUGAGGCAUACACAUGGAGCAAUGUAAACUGCGUGGUCCACAAUGUGAUUGUGGGCAAGCUAUGGAUCGAGCAGUACGGGGCUAUGGAGGUCACCUGCCACGGAGGGUCUGGUCUGAAGGCUAACUUAGUGUUCAAGCCAGCCGGAUUUAAUAACAGGGAUCUGCAUCGGGUCGACGGAUUCAUUACAGAUGCUAGCAAACGUCGUCUCCGGUUCUUGUACGGCAAAUGGACGGAGUACAUCAAGUGUUGCAGCGCGGCAGCACACGAGCAGUGGUCCAGGGAGCGCGGAGACGAGGGUCCUGCCCACACCACUCCUUCGCAUACUCCCAAAAAAGUCCUCGCCAAACUGAACAGCUUCAAAGUAGGCGCUUUGCGAUCGAUGUCCAUACAAGAGCCUGAAGAACCGGAUCCGAAUGCGGAAGAUGUUCCGAAGCCGGAUGACUCUUUCAACAUCGACAUCCCAGGGUCAGUCACGCUUUGGGAAGCCAGGUCUCGACCGCCUAAUAGUGCUCAGUACUAUCAGUUCACUGAGUUCGCAAUGUCCUUGAACGAGCUAGAGCCCGGGAUGAAGGGUCAGCUUUGCCCGACCGACAGCCGUCUCAGACCUGAUAUCAGGUUGCUGGAGCAGGGUGACAUUGACGCUGCAGCUGCGGAGAAAACCAGGCUUGAAGAGAAACAGAGGACUGCGAGGAAGAUCCUCAAGAAGUCUGCAGAUGGUUGGCAACCUAGGUGGUUCAGCCAAGGCACGAAUCCGUACACGAAGCAAGAAGACUGGCUCUACAACGGUGGAUAUUGGGAUCGCAAUUAUCAACAUUUGAAGGAUGUUGAUAUCUUCUGAAUGUAAUCAAUUAUUUUAUUACAUACAUGUAACCCUGUCAUACAAGGACUGACCGGCCGCUUAUACGGUACACCGUAUGCUUGUAACUAACCUAUUAACCGAAUUCAAAAAAGGAGGAGGUUCUCUGUUCGGAGCCAAGGUUCUUUUAUUAUUUGCUAUAUUUCGCAUCCAGACCUUGAAAUAUUCGUCUAUCUAAAUCUGAAUUUUCUACCACUCCAAUGAUUAUAGCAGUGAUCAGUAUUGCUCGAAAUAACUUCAAGUAUAUUGCUGACCUCAGUAAAAGCGUUCGACCAAUUGUCCCCGUGAAGACCUCAAGGACAUAUUCGAUUUAAAACGGCAUGACACUUGUGGACCUUGGUAUAUAUUUACUGCACAGACUUUUCUGCAAGUCAUAUACGAACGUGUUGUUCGCAUGUCUCAUUAUACUAACAAUUCACGGUCUGCAUGAUUCCGCUUAUAUUACUUCUUUGUUCAGCUGACAUCAGCUAAUAAAGAUUGAUUUUUUUCACCUGUUCCAAAAGAUAUUGUACAGCAUACGUAGAAUAAAAAAAAUCGUUCUAGUAGAUUCUGAUAAACAUUAAAUCCAUGAAAAUAAUAAGAUAGAUAAUAUGGAGAAAAAUCA
Molecule: messenger RNA, 3908 nt
Organism: Bombyx mandarina (wild silkworm)
Lineage: Eukaryota; Metazoa; Arthropoda; Insecta; Lepidoptera; Bombycidae
Product: oxysterol-binding protein-related protein 2
Cellular component (GO): perinuclear endoplasmic reticulum; plasma membrane; cytosol
Molecular function (GO): sterol binding
Source: RefSeq, a predicted model, not a curated record